Hydractinia symbiolongicarpus is the source of this 1005-nucleotide messenger RNA. Its product is annotated as ras-related protein Rac1-like. The record is from RefSeq and is a predicted model, not a curated record. The transcript is spliced from 5 exons. The coding region runs from base 132 to 701 and encodes 189 amino acids. Gene Ontology annotation, molecular function: GTPase activity; GTP binding. Lineage: Eukaryota; Metazoa; Cnidaria; Hydrozoa; Anthoathecata; Hydractiniidae. Gene Ontology annotation, biological process: small GTPase-mediated signal transduction.
CGCGACUAUAGAAUUCAGGCAGGCAAAGAAACAUGUGUUCAACGUUGAGUAAAGUUUGAAGAAAGUAAAAAGAUUGGAGAAACUUUCUCCAAUCUUUUUACUUUCUUUAAACACUGUUUUACUUUCAAAAGAUGCCUAGGCGAAUAACAUGUGUGGCUGUUGGUGAUACAGGCGUUGGAAAAACGUCGUUGUUAUUCGCAUUUGUAACUAAAACUUUCCGAACAAGAUACAUUCCAGCCGUGUGUGAUAUUGAUCCAUUGGAUGUGAAAUUGGACGACAUUAAAGAAUCUGUUAGUAUUGAUGUGAUGGAAGCACUUGGUGACGAUGGAUCUGAAGACAAUGAAUUACGUAGACCCAUCUGUGAUCCUAAAACUGACGUGUUUCUAGUAUGUUUUUCAUUAUCGCAUCGAAAAUCGUAUACACAAGUGUUGACCAAAUGGCAUCCGGAAUUAAAACAACACAGUCCUGCUGCAGCUAUCAUUUUAGUUGGUACAAAACUUGACACAAGAACAGACAAAGAAUAUUUCGAACGAAAUCAAGCAAUUACAACAGAAGAGGGAAUACAGUUAGCUAAAGAAAUAGGAGCUGUGAAAUAUUUAGAAUGCUCGGCAUUAACGCAACAAGGUGUCAAAGAAGUACUGGAGGCGGUUGCCAGAGUUGGGCUGCUAGUAAUACAAAAUCAAUGUUGUUUGUUGUUCUAAUUUGAGACAAUUUUCCUUUAAAUGGAUCAUGGAUCAUUUUCUUGACAAUGAAACAACAAGGCGUAUUAUGAGAAUCAUUGUGUUCAUUUUCAGAGAAUAAUUCCUGUCCGUCCAAGUUAUGAAAAGAAAGGUAUUAUAGAAGGAAAAAUCAUUGUUCAAGAGAUAUUGUUUGCUCCGAUGAUGAUCUUGGUAAACUUAAUUGUCAGUUUGUUUUAAGCCAUUUCUAAACGGAAAUAUACUUUGUGGAAAAAAGUUAUAAAAAAUUUUUUAUAUUUAAUGAGCAAAUAAAUCUAGAUGUGCUGAA